This is a messenger RNA of Phalacrocorax carbo (great cormorant), 2423 nucleotides long. Lineage: Eukaryota; Metazoa; Chordata; Aves; Suliformes; Phalacrocoracidae. The record is from RefSeq and is a predicted model, not a curated record.
UGGUGACACUUUAACCAAAAGAGCCGCUUUUCGCCUUAUAUAACGGGGCCGGCGGGAGGGGGGACCCCGGGGACGGGGACGUCACCCCCAGGAGGCCAGUGGUGUCCCUGUGUCUGACGGCGUCCCCCGCAGGUGACGGUGUCCCCGCGCCCCAGGAUGCCGUUCGGGGCGGUGUUGGCGCAGGUCGGGGGGCUGGGACGCUUCCAGGUGCUACAGACGGCGCUGCUGGUGGUGCCCAUCCUGCUCAUGGCCAGCCACAACCUGCUGCAGAACUUCACCGCCGCCGUCCCCCCGCACCGCUGCCGCGUCCCCGACGUCACCCCCGGUCCUGGUGCCACCCCGAACGUCCCCAGCGCCACCCCAGGGCCACCCGCAACCACCCUUGAUGGCACCUCAACAGCUUCUGAUGGCACCUUAAGGUCCUCCAACGCCAUCCUGAGGUCUCCUGAUGGCACCUUGAGGUCCUCCAAUGGCACCCUGAGGUCCUCCAAUGGCACCCUGAGGUCUUCUGGUGGGACCUUGAGGUCGCCUGGUGCCACCCUGAGGUCCCCUGAUGGCACCUUGGGGUCUCCUGGUGCCACCCUGAGGUCUCCUGAUGGCACCUUGAGGUCCUCCUAUGGCACCCUGAGGUCUCCUGAUGGCAACCUGGGGUCCCCCGAAGGCACCAGCAUCCCUGGUGCCACCCACGUCACACUUGAUGGCACGCCGGCACCCCCUGACAGCACCCAUGUCCAGCCUGAUGCCACCUUGGGGUCCUUCAAUGGCACCUUGGGACCUGCUGGUGCCACCCUGGGGUGGUCCAAUGCCACCCUGGGGUCCCCCGAUGCCACCCUGGGGUCCUGCCGACGCUACGUGGCCUCGUCCCCCGCCAACGGUAGCACCGGUCCCCGGCCCACCGAGCCCUGCCACGAUGGCUGGGACUACGACCGCAGCAUCUACGUGGCCACCAUCGUCACCGAGUGGGACCUCGUCUGCAGCUACCGGCAGCUCCGGCAGAUGGCCCAGUCCAUCUACAUGGCCGGGGUCCUGGUGGGCGCCCUGAUCCUGGGGGGCCUCUCGGACAGGUUUGGGCGCAAGGCCAUGUUGAUAUGGUCCUACCUGCAGCUGGGGGUGAUGGGGACGUGCACGGCCUUCGCCCCCAACUACGCAUCCUACUGCGUCUUCCGCUUCGCCGGUGGCAUGGCCCUCUCCGGCUUCGGCCUCAGCAUCGCCUGCCUGGUGGUGGAGUGGAUCCCCACGCCCUACCGCGCCAUCACCGUGGCCAUCACCGGCUUCGCCUACACCCUGGGCCAGAUCCUGCUGGCCGGCAUGGCCUACACUGUCCCCCACUGGCGCUGGCUCCAGCUCACCGUCUCGCUGCCCUUCUUCAUCUUCUUCCUCUGCUCUUGGUGGUUGGCUGAGUCUGCCCGUUGGCUGGUGCUCUCGGGGAAGGCCGAGAGGGCUGUGAAGGUCCUGCAGCGAGUGGCCAAGAUUAACAAGAGAAAGGAGGAAGGGGAGAAGAUCACAGUGGAGAUCCUGAAGUCCAACAUGAAGGAGGAGUUGGCUGGUCUGAAGUCCUCCUACACCAUCUCCGACCUGGUCCGGACCCCUGUCAUCCGUCACAUCUUCUUCUGCCUCUCCAUCGUCUGGUUCUCCAUCAGUUUCUCCUACUACGGGCUGGCCAUGGAUCUGCAAAACUUCGGGGUCAGCAUUUACCUCAUCCAGGUGAUUUUCGGCGCCGUUGACUUCCCAGCCAAAGUGGUGGUGACCGUCUCCCUGAGCUACAUUGGCCGGCGGGUGUCACUGAUGGUGGCCCUCUUCUUGGCGGGGCUGGUCAUCAUUGCCAACAUCUUUGUCUCCACAGAGCUGCAGACGGUGCGCACGGCGCUGGCCGUCAUCGGCAAGGGUUGCCUCUCCGCCUCCUUCAACUGCGUCUUCCUCUACACCACCGAGCUCUACCCCACUCCCAUCAGGCAGACCGGGCUGGGCUUUGGCAGCACCAUGGCCCGCGUGGGCGGCAUCGUGGCGCCGCUGGUGAAGAUGAUGGAUGAGUACUACCCCUUCUUGCCCCCUGCGGUCUAUGGGGUGGCCCCCGUGGUGGCGGCCGUGGCGGCCGGAUUCCUCCCAGAGACCCUCAACUUGCCGCUGCCCGACACCAUCGAGGAGGUGGAGAGCAGGGCCAAACGGAAGAAGACGGAGGACCCCAAAGAGAAGAUCCCCCUCCAGCCCCAGGACAAGGCCCCACAGAAGGAGGCCUGAAGGCUGAUGGGGUGGGGGGGGACAGCACCCCACAUCUGGCCACCAGCAAAACCCCCCCUCACCUGUGGGCCCCCUGCAGCCUUGUUUUGGGGACGGGUAUGACUUCGCUGCCUGCCCCACAGCUGGUGACCUCCCUGUAUGGGGCAGGGGAAGUCCUCGGAGGAAUAAAGCAGCUCUGCUGGGGA